UACAAUAAGAUAGCUUUCAUUUCUGUUUUCAUGGCAUUCUGUAUUCGUUACAAUUUCAUCGACAUCCGCACCGCGAACAUGGAGGUACGUCUCAGGUUGGCAGUAGUCGAUGCGCUGGUGGCUUCUUCUGUCGCGAACCACCCACCAUUCAGACAUGCCUACACAGGCUGAUCCCUGUCGAAGUCUCCUGCAAGGACUGUCCAGACCAUGUACAGCGUAAGGCUCUGGCUCUCCGCUCACCUGCAGCCAGCCCGCGCAAUGUGCUUCCGCGCGCAACGUGCUUCCUCCGUCUUACAGCGAAGCGCUGCUGGUUGAUGACCUACGCCCUUUCCCCCCGACGUCCGGUUUCCUCCAAUCUUCGCCGAGUCACUUAGUUCUCAAGGUCGAUCUUGACCUUCUUCUCCGGAGGGGGCGCGACUCUGUCUUCAGCCUCGCCCUUCAGACCAGGCAGUUCCUUGACCGCUUCUGCGAUCAUACCAAGGGCCGUCUCGAUCUCCUUCUCCGUGAUUACAAGAGGUGGAGCUAGGCGGAUGAUGUUCUGGUGAGUGGGCUUGGCCUGGGGAAGAAAGCAACACGGGUCAGUCUCAAAAGAAGCAGGCAGAGUUCCCAGGCAGUAUGUCCGUUUGUCUUGGACUCGUCAAUGAUGAUGGCAUUGAGUAAACCCUUCCCACGCACGGUCUGGAUGAUGGGGCUCUUGAUCGCCUCCAGGCCCGCCCGGAAGACUUUACCUAGCUUCUCGGCUCGCUCAACCAGAUUCUCCUCGCGGACGACUUCCAGGGCCCGGAUGGCCACGGCGCAAGCGAGCGGGUUUCCGCCGUACGUGGAACCGUGCGUUCCCGGCUCGACAGUGAGCAUGACAUCCUUGCGGCCCAACACGCAGGACACCGGAUACAUGCCGCCGGAGAUGGCCUUGCCCAGGAGCACCAAGUCGGGUUUGAUCCCACUCCACUCAUGGCAGAGCAUCUUACCCGUCCGCGCGAUUCCCGUCUGGAUCUCGUCGCAGAUCAACAGGGCAUUGUACUUGUCGCACAGGGCUCGGGCCUCCUUCAGGUAGUCUUCGUCGGGAACAACGAUCCCCGCCUCACCCUGGAUCGGCUCAACCAGGAAGGCAGCCAGGUUGGGACCGGCCUUUUCAAAAGCCUCCCGCAGGGCCUCCUUGCUGUUGUAGGUGAUGGGCUUGUCAGUACCGGGAAUCCAGCAGCCGAUGUUGGGCAGAUACGGGCCAUAGUUCUCGCGCGACUCGGGAUCGCACGACAGGGAAAUGGCCGCGAAGGUGCGUCCGUGGAAGUUGUUUUCGGCACUCAGCACGACGGCCUCGUUCUCCGGGAUGCCCUUGACCUUGUAACCCCACUUCCUGGCGAUCUUGAUUCCUGUUUCGACGGCCUCGGCACCGGUGUUCAUGGGCAGGACCAUGUCGAAACCGAAGAAUUUGGUGACGAAUUCGGCGAACUUGGGGAAGACGUCAUUGUAGAAGGCACGGGAACUGAGUGUCAAGCGGGAGGCCUGGUCGACCAGAGCGGCAACCAGCUUGGGGUGGCAAUGGCCCUGGUUGACGGCGGAGUAUGCGGACAGGAAAUCGAGGUAGUGACGGCCUUCGGGAUCCCAGACAGAGGUACCCUGGGCACGAGCGAAGACAACGGGGAGAGGAUGGUAGUUAUGGGCGGCGAAAUCGUGCUCAGCGUGGAUGGCUUCCUGGGACGAGGAAGAAUGGUAGGGAGAGGGAGUGACCGUGGUCUUUGCCGGAGGGGCAGCAGCAGGAGUCUUGGAGGUAGCGAUGGGCGACAUUUUGAUGGGAGAGACAAGAUUACGGAGUCGGCAGUAUUGGAUGAGAGAGGGAGUAACUGACAGACACACACACACACACAGAGAGAGAGAGAGAGGGAGAGAGGAUGAGAGAGGAUGAGAGAGGAUGAAUUUAUAGAGAAGAAGAGAAAGAUUACGGGGGAGUGGAAGGUAGAGCCGAAGAUAGCCACCGAUGAUGAAGCUUGACUGUUUAAUAAAUUAUCACACCGCAGUAAUGGCUAUUGCGCUGCCGGUGAUAGGACAAUAAUAAUAUCAAUCUUCACGAGUCUUUCAAAUGAACGAAUGCCUCACAUGCAACGGCUCUCUGCUUUAAGAAGAUCCAUCCUCGUCAUGUCGACUUGGCCAUCACCAUCAUCAUCAUCACUAUCAUCAUCAUGCCCCUUUCCUCCCCCCGCAAUGCCCUCCUCUUCCUCGUCGCCUUGCGUCUGCUCAACGCCGCCUGUCUGACGACCUUCUUCCAGCCCGACGAGUUCUACCAGUCGCUCGAACCCGCCUGGCAGCUCGCUUUUGGCAGCGACGCUGGUGCGUGGAUCACCUGGGAAUGGAAGCACCAGCUUCGUUCCUCCCUACAUCCCCUGCUCUUUGCGACUGUCUACUAUGCUGCAAAUGCUGUCGCACAGUCCCUCCGCGUCUCUCCCGCGACGCGUGCUGAUCUCUUGAUCGCCGCUCCCAAAGCGACCCAGGCUGUCGUCGCGGCCUUGGGAGACUUCUUCACAUGGAAACUCGCCCGUCGGAUAUAUGGAUCUCAGAACAAUGCGUCGUGGGCUGCGCUGGCCCUGACAGUUGUCAGUCCGUGGCAGUGGUUUUGCUCUACCAGGACUUUUUCCAACUGUCUGGAAACCACCUUGACCGUUGUCGCUCUAUACGCCUGGCCCUGGCAAUGGUCACUUAUUCCUGGUGCUGGUCGCCAAAACGAGAAAGAUGCACAGCGAACGCGCGGUGAACCCGUGGGUCGAAUUGACAAUAAUAGCCUUCUCAACAGGCUGCGGCUAUCUCUGUCUCUGGCUGCACUGGCCUGUGUGCUGCGUCCGACCAAUAUCCUUAUCUGGACGACCCUGGCUACGUUUGCCCUGCUUCGAAGCGCAUGGAGCAAGCGUGUGGUCCUCUUUCGAGAAGCCUUGGCUUGCGGUUCUGCGAUCCUUGCGUUGACAGCGCUGGCUGAUCGCCUCUUCUAUGGGACCUGGACCUUCCCGCCCCUUAACUUCCUCUAUUUCAAUGUAGCCCAAUCUCUUGCCGUUUUCUAUGGGGUGAACAAUUGGCAUUACUAUAUCUCUCAAGGCUAUCCGCUCCUUCUAACGACCGCGCUACCCUUUGCCGUGGUUGGACUCUACCGUGCCUUGACUCCUACAUCAACCACCGCGGCAGACAGGUUCCAGUCCAGCAUAAAAUAUCAGCUUGCGACUGUCUGUCUUGUUAUGCCUUUUGUCCUCUCUCUGAUCUCCCACAAGGAAGUCCGAUUCCUAUACCCAUUACUGCCUUGUCUGCACGUCUUGACAUCUCCGACGCUAGCCGAUUUCUUUGCAGUCCUCGUUACAUCGUCCCGUGCACGCGUCCCUCGUACACUGACUCUUCUGUUUCUAUUGCUAAUCAAUGCCGUCAUUGCGCUAUACACAUCUGUAUAUCACGAAUCUGGCCCAGUCAGCGUGCUCUCAUACCUAAGAGAUCAGCAUCAGAUCCAUUCCCGUGUCCCCUUGGCCUCCCAUCUCACGGCAGGUAGCGAUGAACACGAAUCAGGAAUCACAGUUGGGUUCCUAAUGCCCUGUCACAGCACCCCGUGGCGCUCUCAUAUGGUCUAUCCAAGCAUCCACGCAUGGGCUUUGACCUGCGAACCACCCAUUAACUUGAACGCUACCCAAAAGGCCUACUAUCUGGAUGAAGCAGAUCAAUUCUACGACAACGUCACCAAUUUCCUCCAGGAUAAUAUGAUGGGCGGGUUAACCGACAUCCCACGCAUCCCAUCAUACUCACGAUCUGCACCCACCCUCCCCUCGGAAGGCAAUGACAAGGGAACAGCCAGGGAAGGAAUGGUGGAAAGAGAAAAGCCAGAACAGGAAGAAGAGAAGAACCCUACCCACCCAUGGCCCGACUACCUCGCUUUCUUCGCUCAGCUCGAACCAACCCUCCAAUCCACUUUACGAGCUUCCUCGUACGCUGAAUGUUGGCGCACCUGGAGCACAGCCUGGCAUCACGAUUGGCGCCGCAAGGGUGACGUGGUAGUCUGGUGUCUGGACCGCUCGGAGCAGCAAUCCUGGCACUCGAGGCAAUGGAAACAAGCUGCCAAGGGACAUGAGACGGAACGGAGUCUGCGCGAGCGACAAUUCGAAAUGCUCAUCGAGGUAAUUAGACGGGAUGCUCUCGCAUCUAGGUAUUCCAGGGAAGGCUCGAGACGACGAAUCUUCAAUUGGCCCUGGCGGUUGCGAAAAAGGGCCAGUUGAUCAGCUCAUCUUUUUGGAUGAUGUUGUUUCAUAUGAUUAAUUCUCCUGUCUGUUUUAUGUAAGAGGAUAAGGAAUUCCGAACCUGACGCCAUUGCAUUAUAUGGGCGUUUUAAGGGCUCGGUAUUCUCUCUUCCCUCCACCUCUCCACUUCUUGCUUCUAUUUGUGUAUUAUGAUACCAUUUCUGCUCCAGUUCUUGUCACAACUUGGGCAUUCUUGCAUAGCAUCCAUAGAUGCCUACAUGAUAUCCACUGCAGAUAGUCACUACUGCAAGCAUGAAUCUUUCCCAAUGUUCUAGGUUUAUGCAGACCGUAGUUGGAUUUUUCUGUCAAUGGCAUUGAGGCGAAUAUAUAUAUCCCUCUCUAAUAUUUCCCAAAAUGUCAA
This is a messenger RNA of Monascus purpureus, 4620 nucleotides long. Lineage: Eukaryota; Fungi; Ascomycota; Eurotiomycetes; Eurotiales; Aspergillaceae. The record is from the annotation of a GenBank genome assembly.